AGGGAGGAGUUGGGUGUUUCGGCGGCUUUUGGCCUGCCCGGUGAAUAGUUGGACAGGUUACAGGAAUUCGGUCCCUGGGUUGUGUCACGAAACUGGAAGAAAGGUGGUAGGCAUGAAGCGCAGUUCAGUUUCCACUGGUGGUGCUGGCCGACUCUCCAUGCAGGAGUUAAGAUCUCAGGAUCUCAAUAAACAAGGCCUCCAUACCCCUCAAACCAAAGAGAAACCAACCUUUGGAAAGUUGAAUAUAAACAAACCCACAUCUGAAAGAAAAGUCUCUGUGUUUGGUAAAAGAACUAGUGGACAUGGAUCCCGGAAUAGUCAAUUUGGUAUAUUUUCCAGUUCUGAAAAAAUCAAGGACCCACGACCACUUAAUGACAAAGCAUUCAUUCAGCAGUGUAUUCGACAACUCUGUGAGUUUCUUACAGAAAAUGGUUAUGCGUAUAGCGUAUCCAUGAAAUCUCUACAAGCUCCUUCUGUUAAAGACUUCCUAAAGAUCUUCACUUUUCUUUAUGGCUUCUUGUGCCCUUCGUAUGAACUUCCUGACACAAAGUUUGAAGAAGAGGUUCCAAGAAUCUUUAAAGAUCUUGGGUAUCCUUUUGCAUUAUCCAAAAGCUCCAUGUAUACAGUGGGUGCCCCUCAUACAUGGCCACACAUUGUGGCAGCCUUGGUUUGGCUGAUAGACUGCAUCAAGUUACAUAAUGCCAUGAAAGAAAGCUCACCUUUAUUUGAUGACGGACAGCCUUGGGGAGAAGAAACUGAAGAUGGAAUUAUGCAUAAUAAGUUGUUUUUGGACUACACCAUAAAAUGCUAUGAGAGUUUCAUGACUGGGGCUGACAGUUUUGAAGAGAUGAAUGCAGAGUUGCAGUCAAAGCUGAAGGAUUUGUUUAAUGUAGAUGCUUCCAAGCUGGAAUCAUUAGCAGCAAAAAACAAAGCACUGAAUGAACAGAUUGCAAGAUUGGAACAAGAAAGAGAAAAAGAACCGAAUCGUCUGGAGUCAUUGAGAAAAUUGAAAACUUCCUUACAAGCAGAUGUUCAAAAAUAUCAGGCAUACAUGAGCAAUUUGGAGUCUCAUUCAGCCAUUCUUGACCAGAAACUGAAUGGUAUUGAUGAAGAAAUCUCUAGAGUAGAACUAGAAUAUGAAACAAUUAAACAGGAGAAUACUCGCCUGCAGAAUAUUGUCGAUAACCAGAAGUACUCAGUUGCAGACAUCGAGAGAAUAAAUCAUGAAAGAAAUGAAUUGCAACAGACCAUUAAUAAAUUAACCAAGGACCUAGAGGCUGAACAACAGCAGUUAUGGAAUGAAGAGCUAAAAUAUGCCAGAGGAAAAGAGGCGAUUGAAACACAAUUAUCAGAGUAUCACAAGUUGGCCAGAAAAUUAAAACUUAUCCCUAAAGGUGCUGAAAAUUCCAAAGGUUAUGACUUUGAAAUUAAGUUUAAUCCUGAAGCUGGUGCCAACUGCCUUGUCAAAUACAGAGCUCAAGUUUACGUACCACUCAAGGAACUCUUGAACCAAACUGAAGAAGAAAUUAAUAAAGCUCUAAAUAAAAAAAUGGGGUUAGAGGAUACUUUAGAACAGUUAAAUACAAUGAUAACAGAAAGCAGGAGAGGUGUAAGAACUCUGAAAGAAGAAGUUCAAAAGCUGGACGAUCUUUACCAACAAAAGGUUAAGGAAGCUGAAGAAGAGGACAAAAAAUUUGCCAGUGAGCUGGAGUCCUUGGAGAAACACAAGCAUCUGCUGGAGAGCGCUGUUAACGAGGGCCUCAGUGAAGCUAUGAAUGAAUUAGAUGCUAUUCAGCGAGAAUACCAACUAGUUGUGCAAACCACAACUGAAGAACGACGAAAAGUGGGAAAUAACUUGCAGCGUCUUUUAGAGAUGGUUGCUACACAUGUAGGGUCUGUGGAGAAACAUCUUGAGGAGCAGAUUGCUAAAGUUGAGAGAGAGUAUGAAGAAUACAUGUCUGAAGAUCUCUUGGAAAAUGUUAGAGAGAUUGGAGACAAGUAUAAGAAGAAAGCUGCUCUAAUUAAGCCUUCUGAUGAAUGAAGAUAAAAUACUGAUUAUCUAAACAAGAACUUUAUUAACAGUGUAAAUUUUUAAAUGUCCUUUGUAGGUUCGAAAAAUCUCUAACAUAUCUUAUACCCCUCCUUACAAUGAAGUCUUAUGACCAUAUCUUCCCAAGCCUGUGAAAUAUUUUUAUAUUUUUUAUAAACCUAGUUUGUUAAUUUAAAGCAUGUAUAACCUGAAAUUAUGGUAACUUGUUAGAUUGUUAUCUUUAGACGUGAAAGACUAGUUAUAUUAUGUAUCCAGAGUUAAUAAAAUUAUAUCAACAAAGUGUGUUUUUCCCUUAUUUCUCAAUCUAACUUCAGAUGGUUAGAAGACAGUUAUUUUGAUCUAAACCAGGAAUCAGCAAACUGUGGGCCAAAUGCAAUCACAUCCAUUCAUUGACACAUCAUCUAUGACUUUCACGGUACAGUGGCAAUGUUUAUUACAUUCGUUAGACUGCAGGCCCAAAAAUUAAUUAUCUGGCCCUUUACAUAAACUUCUCCAGUCCCUGGUAUACACUCUACAAAGGCUGGGGCUCU
Molecule: messenger RNA, 2580 nt
Organism: Enhydra lutris kenyoni (northern sea otter)
Lineage: Eukaryota; Metazoa; Chordata; Mammalia; Carnivora; Mustelidae
Gene: NDC80
Product: NDC80, kinetochore complex component
Exons: 17
Coding region: 113-2041 (642 amino acids)
Biological process (GO): attachment of mitotic spindle microtubules to kinetochore
Cellular component (GO): Ndc80 complex
Source: RefSeq, a predicted model, not a curated record